Molecule: messenger RNA, 825 nt
Organism: Coffea eugenioides
Lineage: Eukaryota; Viridiplantae; Streptophyta; Magnoliopsida; Gentianales; Rubiaceae
Product: LOB domain-containing protein 30-like
Exons: 2
Coding region: 1-726 (241 amino acids)
Biological process (GO): hormone-mediated signaling pathway; positive regulation of DNA-templated transcription
Cellular component (GO): nucleus
Source: RefSeq, a predicted model, not a curated record
AUGAGUGCCAAUACUAGCAGCAGUGCAAGUGGUGGGGCUGCCGGAAGCAGCAGCGGGAACACUGGCGGAGGGCCAUGCGGGGCAUGCAAAUUCUUGAGAAGGAAGUGUGUGGCUGGCUGCAUAUUUGCACCUUAUUUUGAUUCAGAGCAAGGUGCAGCUCACUUUGCAGCUGUGCACAAGGUGUUUGGAGCUAGUAACGUUUCUAAAUUGCUUCUACACAUUCCGGUUCACAAGCGGCUCGAUGCGGUCGUCACCAUCUGUUAUGAAGCUCAAGCUCGGCUCAGGGACCCUGUCUUUGGCUGUGUUGCUCACAUCUUUGCUCUUCAGCAACAGGUGGUGAACUUACAAGCAGAGCUGUCUUACUUGCAAGGCCACCUAGCAACCCUAGAGCUUCCUCCACCACCACCACCAUCGGCACAGCCUCAACCAAUCAUUGCACCGCCUUCGCUCACCAUAGCAGACCUGCCGACGGGUUCAUCAGCAGCACCAGCAACGUAUGACUUGUCGUCACUUUUUGACCCAGUGGUGCAACCGCCGUGGACAAUGCAGCAGCCACGCCAGAUGGAUUCUCAUCAGUUUGGUGCUGCAAGAGCUCCGGCCGAGGCAUCAUCAUCAGCCGGCACCGGUGAUCUUCAAGAAUUGGCCCGGGAACUGCUGCAUAGACAUCGGACGUCCUCCACAGUGCCAUGCAAUGAAGUACUACCUUUGCCACCCCACUCAAAAUGAGACUCUGACCUUAUUGACUAGUAGCAUUAGGUUUUUGCAUUAUGGUCCCCCGGUUAAAUUCGUCCUAAAGGCAAUUUAACUAUGAUUUUUUCUUUUAAU